This is a messenger RNA of Dreissena polymorpha, 779 nucleotides long. RefSeq names its product mitotic-spindle organizing protein 2A-like. The transcript is spliced from 3 exons. Bases 153 to 497 code for a protein of 114 amino acids. Lineage: Eukaryota; Metazoa; Mollusca; Bivalvia; Myida; Dreissenidae. Gene Ontology annotation, cellular component: centrosome; spindle. The record is from RefSeq and is a predicted model, not a curated record.
AAAAUAAUAACAAAGCCCCCCCAAAAAUUAAAAAAGAUGACAGACUGAAUAUCCAUGGCGCCAGAGAAGCUGUAAUCUCAUCAGAAUUGAAUAAUUUAACAGAAGAAUAACUGAAGAUUUUAUUAUUCACCUUAGAAAAUCAACAGGUUUAAAUGGCAUCAAAGUCCAGUUAUUCCAUGGGUGUGCAGUUGACUAGCAGGAACAUACUUACACUUGAAGAGCUUGAACUAUACGAACUCUGUCAGCUGGCAGGAAUUAACAUGGAACAAGCCACAUUCAAAAUAAUCCUAGAUCUCCUAAAGAUGAAUGUCUCACCACAGGCCGUGUUACAAAUGCUAAAGACAAUGUGUGCGGGUAAAAUGCGAGCCAACAGGGGUCCGGAGGAUGGGGGCGUGGCACACGAGGCAGAAAACAUGCCCCCUCCCAAGCAGAGGCAGCCCCCAAAGAUAAGACAGCCUAGCGCUGGUAGCUCACGGAGGUCAGAACCAAAAAGAUAGAGCUGCAAAUAUGUGUUCCAUGUCUGAAGAUGUUUUAUUUAGAUUUUUAGUAUCAUCAUUUUAAGAUUUUUUCCCUUUAUAUACAAAUGUAUUUAAUUAUUACUAAAACUUCUUUUAAAAUAUGAUAAUGAAGUAUUUAUUGUUGUGUAUGUAACUUCCAGGUUAUCUGUUCAAUGAUGCUUUGUUAAAAAAUGUUGCUUUGUAUUACAUCUCUGUUGUAUUUCUUUAACAAUGAGUCAAUUUUAUUUAUCAUUGUUUAAAAUACAUGUAUACUGAAGCUUU